This is a messenger RNA of Xiphias gladius (swordfish), 1974 nucleotides long. RefSeq names its product collagen, type X, alpha 1b (gene col10a1b). Gene Ontology annotation, molecular function: protein binding. Bases 1 to 1974 code for a protein of 657 amino acids. The record is from RefSeq and is a predicted model, not a curated record. The transcript has 2 exons. NCBI's taxonomy places the organism in Eukaryota, Metazoa, Chordata, Actinopteri, Istiophoriformes, Xiphiidae.
AUGGACCUGAGGGUAACAAGCCUUCUCCUUGCCCUCCUCGCUUUGGCUGAGGCAACCCCUGAGAGGUACUACCAUGUACCAAAAGUAAGCAAGAAUCCCUACCCCAUCAAGAGUCAGGCCAUUGCAGGAGAGCAAGGUCCACCAGGACCUCCAGGUGAACCAGGACCAAUGGGCCCAACUGGACCUCCUGGAAAGAGUGGUAUAGGAUAUACUGGACCACAAGGCCCAGCAGGACCUCCCGGACCCCCUGGCUACUCUCAAGCAGGUAAACCUGGUAUCCCAGGUGGCCCUGGAAAACCAGGUACCCCCGGUAUCCCUGGUGAGAGAGGUGCACAUGGCCUAACUGGAGCAAUGGGUCCCAGAGGUGCACCUGGUACACCUGGAAUACCUGGACCUGCUGGACUUUCUUCUGUUGGAAAACCUGGACCAAGUGGCAUUCCUGGAGCAAUGGGACCAAGAGGAGAGCCUGGCCUGAAGGGACAUCCUGGUAUUCCUGGUCUUCCUGGCCCCAAAGGAGAGAGAGGUAUUGGAGUUCCUGGGGUUCAAGGACCACCAGGCGCAGUUGGACCAAUGGGUCCAUCUGGUAUGCCUGGCAAACCUGGAGUUGGUAAACCUGGUGCCCCUGGCUAUCCUGGGGAACCAGGCAAGUCUGGCACGCCAGGAAGAGAUGGUGCUCCUGGGCCAAUGGGUAUGACAGGGCCAAAGGGUUACACUGGGGCUCCAGGCACAGGAGCACCUGGAAAACCAGGCCAGAAUGGUACCCCAGGUUCGCCUGGACCUAUGGGGCUCAAAGGUCCACAAGGUCCUGCUGGUCAGCCAGGCUCCCCUGGCAUGCCAGGUGUUGGCAAAACGGGUGAACCUGGAAUACCAGGCAGCAGAGGAGCCCCUGGUACUCCAGGAACCACUGGUCAGAAAGGAGAGCCAGGCCCAACUGGGUUUACUGGUCUACCAGGUGCUCCUGGUCCUAUGGGCUCUGCAGGUCCACAGGGUGGAAGAGGAUUCCAGGGUGAGGCAGGCCCAGCAGGACCCAAAGGCGAUACUGGUAUGAUGGGUGCACCAGGCCCAAGGGGAACCAAAGGUGACCAGGGAGCUCAGGGUUUCACCGGAAAACCAGGUGUCCCUGGGGCAGUAGGUGCUCCAGGUAAUCCAGGUCAUAAUGGUCCUCAGGGUCCAAAGGGUGUACAAGGCCAUACUGGUGCCCCAGGACUCCCAGGUGCAAAUGGCGCUCCAGGACCAAAAGGAUACACAGGUCCCCCAGGAGCACCUGGAAAAAGUGGUGAGAACGGAAGGCCAGGACCCAUGGGACCAGUUGGGUCCCCUGGUCAAACAGGUCACGCAGGAGUUAAGGGCCAUCCAGGUCUUCCAGGCCCACCUGGCCCAGCUGGCUUAACAGCCAAGGGCAGUGCUGGUCCUCCUGGUCCACCUGGAAUUCCAGGUGCGAGAGGUCAAGAUGGUUUCCCAGGCCCUGCCGGCCCUCCUGGUCCACCUGGCCCACCAGGAGAGGUGAUCUAUCACCAUGAGAAGAGCAUGCCAAUCAAGUCCCACGAGGUUGUGAUGUCUCAUGAGAUGAUGAAGGCCCCCAUGUCUGCCUUCAGUGCUGUGCUGACCAGGGCCUACCCCGCAGCUGCAACACCUGUUCAGUUCAACCAGGUUCUGUACAAUGGGGAGCACCAUUAUGACGUCCAUACUGGCGUGUUUACCUGCCAGAUCCCAGGAAUCUACUAUUUCAGCUAUCAUAUUCAUGUGAAUGGUGCCAAUGCAUUGGUGGCCCUCUACAAAAACGAUGAGCCAGUUGUUUUCACCUAUGAUGAGUACAACAAGGGCUUCCUGGAUCAGAUGUCAGGCAGUGCUGUUCUAAUGCUGCAUGCUGAUGACAGAGUCUAUGUCCAGGUCCCUGAUGAGGAGAGUAAUGGUAUAUUUGCAGCAGAUAAUGUUCACUGCGCUUUCUCUGGGUUCCUGAUUGCCUCAACGUGA